GACGCGCGUGCAGGGCGCAGAGCCGGGCCGAGCCGCCGCCGGCGCCACGCGAGUCCCGCCGCCGUCGCCGCCGCGCCCGGGCCAUGGGCCGGGGGCACUGAGGGCCGCCAGGGCCGAGCGCGAAGGUGGGACCGAGCCAGCGCCUCGCCCUCGCCCUCGCGCUGCGCCAACAUGCCCCGCGGCUUCCUGGUGAAGCGCAGCAAGAAGUCCACGCCCGUGUCCUACCGGGUCCGCGGCGGCGAGGACGGCGACCGCGCGCUGCUGCUCUCGCCGGGCUGCGGGGGCGCCCGCGCCUCGCCCCCGGCGCCGAGCCCCGGGCCGGGUCCUCUGCCGCCGCCGCCCGCCGAGCGCGCCCAUGCGGCGCUCGCCGCCGCGCUCGCCUGCGCGCCGGGCCCGCCGCCACCCCCGCCGGGGCCACGGGCCGCGCACUUCGGCAACCCCGAGGCCGCGCACCCCGCGCCGCUCUACAGCCCCACGCGGCCCGUGAGCCGCGAGCACGAGAAGCACAAAUACUUCGAGCGCAGCUUCAACCUCGGCUCGCCCGUCUCGGCCGAGUCCUUCCCCACGCCCGCCGCGCUGCUCGUUGGAGGCGGCGGCGCCGGCGGGGCCAAUGGCGCGGGCGGCGGCGGCACCUGCGGCGGCGACCCGCUGCUCUUCGCGCCCGCCGAGCUCAAGAUGGGCACGGCGUUCUCGGCGGGCGCCGAGGCGGCCCGCGGCCCGGGGCCCGGCCCCCCGCUACCCCCCGCCGCCUCCCUGAGGCCCCCAGGCAAGCGACCCGCGCCCCCCGCCGCCGCCGCCGAGCCGCCCGCCAAGGUAGCCAAGGCCCCAGGCGCCAAGAAGCCCAAAGCCAUCCGCAAGCUGCACUUCGAGGACGAGGUGACCACGUCGCCCGUGCUGGGGCUCAAGAUCAAGGAAGGCCCGGUGGAGGCGCCGCGGGGCCGCGCGGGGAGCGCGGCGCGGCCGCUGGGCGAGUUCAUCUGCCAGCUCUGCAAGGAGGAGUACGCCGACCCGUUUGCGCUGGCGCAGCACAAGUGCUCGCGCAUCGUGCGCGUGGAGUACCGCUGCCCCGAGUGCGCCAAGGUCUUCAGCUGCCCGGCCAACCUGGCCUCGCACCGCCGCUGGCACAAACCGCGGCCUGCGCCCGCCGCCGCCCGCGCGUCCGAGCCCGAAACCGCUGCCAGGGCUGAAGUGCGGGAGGCGACGGGCGGCGGCAGCGACCGCGACACGCCGAGCCCCGGCGGCGUGUCCGAGUCGGGCUCGGAGGACGGGCUCUACGAGUGCCACCACUGCGCCAAGAAGUUCCGCCGCCAGGCCUAUCUGCGCAAGCACCUGCUGGCGCACCACCAGGCGCUGCAGGCCAAGGGCGCGCCGCCGGCGCCCCCCGCCGAGGACCUACUGGCCUUGUACCCCGGGCCCGACGAGAAGGCGCCCCAGGAGGCGGCCGGCGACGGCGAGGCGGCCGGCGUGCUGGGCCUGAGUGCGUCCGCCGAGUGCCACCUGUGCCCAGUGUGCGGGGAGACGUUCCCCAGCAAGGGCGCCCAGGAGCGCCACCUGCGCCUGCUGCACGCCGCCCAGGUGUUCCCCUGCAAGUACUGCCCGGCCACCUUCUACAGCUCGCCCGGCCUCACGCGGCACAUCAACAAGUGCCACCCAUCCGAGAACAGACAAGUGAUCCUCCUGCAGGUGCCCGUGCGUCCGGCCUGCUAGAGCGCGCCCUCCACCCCGGCCCCCCGAACCGUGCCUUCGCUUGGAGACCCACGAAGAGAGCGCGCCCCGACCCCGCGUCCGCGCCGGGGGCACCCACCCCCGGUGAAAGUGUCGUCUCCGCUUCUCUCGGUGUAGCGUGACGGUAACCCCGAUCCUCUCGUUGUGACUCCUUUUGGACCCCUCGCCCCCUUUGCGUUGUGUCCCCUUCCCCCCCAUGGCGCAACAGGAGCCAAUCUCUUUCUGUCCAAGGGAGAAAAGCUGUACGCGUUUGUCUCGUGGUUGGAAGCCUCCCCUUGGAGGGGAGAUGUUUUUCUUGCUAGUAUUCUCUGUGUUCAUGGUCUAGAAAUGCGGUUUGCUCUCGCCUACCAAUCUCUGCUCUCUAUGUAUGUAGCGUACGGGUUGUUUUGGGUGAAUCUUGAGGAAUAAAUGCCUUUAUAUUUCACAGGCUGUAAAUUGAACUUCCCACACGAUUAGCUUUAUUAUGGCUUGUGAACUGCUGGAGUCUGGCUUUACCUUUUUGUAUGUGAACAAAUCAAAUUGCU
Messenger RNA from Kogia breviceps (pygmy sperm whale), 2249 nucleotides. It is a transcript of the gene INSM1, whose product is annotated as INSM transcriptional repressor 1. NCBI's taxonomy places the organism in Eukaryota, Metazoa, Chordata, Mammalia, Artiodactyla, Physeteridae. The record is from RefSeq and is a predicted model, not a curated record. Gene Ontology annotation, cellular component: nucleus; transcription repressor complex. Gene Ontology annotation, molecular function: RNA polymerase II cis-regulatory region sequence-specific DNA binding; DNA-binding transcription repressor activity, RNA polymerase II-specific. Gene Ontology annotation, biological process: regulation of cell cycle process; negative regulation of transcription by RNA polymerase II; neuron differentiation.